Messenger RNA from Hemibagrus wyckioides, 3478 nucleotides. Its product is annotated as death-associated protein kinase 2. The coding region runs from base 242 to 1327 and encodes 361 amino acids. Gene Ontology annotation, cellular component: nucleus; cytoplasm. Gene Ontology annotation, biological process: protein phosphorylation; positive regulation of apoptotic process; intracellular signal transduction. Gene Ontology annotation, molecular function: protein serine/threonine kinase activity; ATP binding. The transcript is spliced from 12 exons. The record is from RefSeq and is a predicted model, not a curated record. NCBI's taxonomy places the organism in Eukaryota, Metazoa, Chordata, Actinopteri, Siluriformes, Bagridae.
AUCCGACUCACUAAAAUGAUCCGAACUUCUCAUCACUACUAGAAGGCGCGUGCUCGCCUGCCCAGAUGCGGUGGAAGGAUUCAAGCUAAAAGCCUCAAAUACUUGGAUGAGGAACGCAGAGAAGAACGCAGCAGCGAACACAGAAGCUCCACAGCCCGGAACAUUCCAGAGAUCGUAUCAAGAAUAAUGCUGUAGUCGACCUCGUUACUCUACAGCACAAACAAGAGGGAGAAGAAGCAUCAUGGCCCUUUUUAAACUGGACAAUGUUGAGGAUUUAUAUGAAAUCAGGGAGGUUCUGGGCAGUGGUCAUUUUGGACAGGUGCGUGAGGUGUGUGAGCGGGCUACAACUAUCCUGUGGGCAGGGAAGUUUCUGAAGCUGCGGCGUGGCGCGGGAAGCCGCCUGGGUAUGGAGAGGGCGAGUGUGGAGAAGGAGGUGGAGAUCCUGCAGAGCCUCCAACACCAGAACAUCAUGGCACUUCAUGAUGUGUUCGAGAGCAAGGCAGAGGUGGUCCUCAUCAUAGAGCUUAUUCGAGGCGGUGAGCUGUUUGACUUCAUUGCUGAGAAGGAGAGUCUGACCGAGACGGACGCGAUCAAGUUCCUGAAGCAGAUUCUAGAGGGCGUGAACUACAUGCACAGCAAACACGUGGGCCACUUCGACUUAAAGCCUGAGAACAUCAUGUUGUCGGAUAAGCAGGUCUCCGAUCCUGAUAUUAAGAUCAUCGAUUUUGGCAUGGCCCACUGCUUUCUACAAGGAGAGGAGUAUAAGAGCAUGGGUGGCACCCCGCAGUAUAUUGCACCCGAGAUCAUCAACUACGAGCCUCUCAGUACAGCAGCAGAUAUGUGGAGUAUUGGUGUCAUCACCUACAUUCUGCUGAGUGGUCUUUCUCCGUUCCAAGGCGAGACAAACGGGGAGACGCUGAAGAACAUUGUGGAGAUGAAGUACGAGUUUGAGCCGCACUACUUCAGCCAAACCAGCUCUAUGGCUAAAGACUUUAUCCAGAAACUCCUGGUGAAAGAGCAGAGUGAGAGGAUGACUGCUGAGGAAUGCCUGACUCACCCCUGGAUUAAACCUCUCACUAGGACGCAGAUGGCGAAGAGAAAUCGUUGUUCCAUCAACAUAAAGAACUUCCGGAUGUUUAACGCUAAGAGAAAGUGGAAGAUGUCCUAUAACAUGGUGUCAGCCUGCAACCGCCUGUGCAAGCUCAAGCUGGGGUGUAAGAGCAAUGCCUUGGCAAAACAAGAGCUGAGAGACUGCGAGAGCGACCAGGAAGACACCGAGACAAAACCCACCUCCCUCUUGCGUCGCCGCCUCAGCAACAGUUCCUAAAGGAGAGACGUGAGGAUGAAUUCAUCUGCAGCACGCUGACCAAAGCAGGUGGACGUUUCUCAGUAAAGUUCCGUACCGAGAGACGUGAAGCUUUGUGGACCAAAUGAAUUCUGCAACUCGCGCACAAUGUUUCCUGCUGCAGCGGGAGAAGAUAGCAGAGUAAAAGUGGGCCAAACUUACAACCUUCUCUAAACUAAUAUGCAAUCCCCAGACAGAUACCUCUGAAAGACUAGACGCUGAUGGAAGCUUGAUGGUCAGCUGAUACAGGUUACAGCCCUUAAAACAUACAACCUUCUGAACCUUCCAUCGCCUGGUUCCUUUAGGAAACAGCAUCUUAAGUGCCAUUACAUGACUUCCGUAGCUCUAGUGAAGGUUCGACUCCUUAGAGAGAAGGAAUCAACGUCGGUGUCGACUUUUCUGAUGCCAUUUCCAUUUCCAACGCAGCAAAUGAAGGCGUUAAUAAAAACUUUAACCAGCAGGACAAAUAUAUAUUUAACACAUCAGAACAUUUGCUCUUCAUAGGUUUUACAUAGACUCUGUGUAAAUAUGUCUCAACAGCGAGAGAGCUAGCAUGCUAGUCCUACCUGAGAGAAGGCCAGCUAGUUACAGUUGUACAGUAGCUAGCUCAUUAACAAGCGUGUGUGUUUCUUUUGUAUAUAGUUUAAAGGAAAAAGUCAAUGCUGCUGAAACUGUGUACGUUUUUGCUCUCACUCCUCUCUCGAGGCUUCUUCAGCUGUUGUGGAUAGAUGAUAGACAGACAGAUAGAUAGACAGACUAACAGACAGCCAUAGAUAGAUAGAUAGAGAGCGUGGGAGAGAGAGAUAGACAGACAGACAGACAGACAGACAGACAGACAGAUAGAUAGAUAGAUAGACAGAUAGAUAGAUAGAUAGAUAGAUAGAUAGAUAGAUAGAUAGAUAGAUAGAUAGAUAGAUAGAUAGAUAGAUAGAUAGAUAGAUAGAGAUAAGUAAUAAUGAGAGAGAAGUAGUAAUGGAGCAUCAAGCUGGGAUUAGUCAAAAGGAUUUAGGAACAUUGUACUUGAUAAAAAUGCCUUCAGGAGUGGGCGGAGUCUUAAGUUGUGUGCCUUAAUUUAAUCUGACAUAAAGCAUGACUUCUGAUUUCUGGCUUUUAAAUCUUUUAAUGAUAUCAAACCCUAAACGUCAUAGGAGUCUCUCUGCCUGUCUCUCUCUCUGCCUGUCUCUCUCUCUGUCUCCCUCUUUCUCCCUUUUGCUCUCUCUCUCUGUCUCUUUCUCUCUCUGCCUGUCUCUCUCUCUCUCUCUCUCUCUGUCUCCCUCUUUCUCCCUUUCGCUCUCUCUCUCUGUCUCUCUCUCUCUCCCUUUCGCUCUCUCUCUCUGUCUCUCUGUCUCUCUCUCUCUCUCUCUCACACACACACACACAUUUAAUGGGAUGUGUUCUUGGCACCAUGCCAGCUCCAGUUAAGGAGUAUCAAACUGUGUGUUUAUGCAUUCCUAUGGUGUUAGUUAUGGAAUGCUGGAACUGGUCAUUUUUUUUUGCUGGACAUCACUGAGGUUCAUGUUUCACGCUUCUGUAUUGAAAUAGGUGCAGUUUCAGGGUCAUGAUAAACCAACAUCACUGUUUUCACUGUAUCACUAACACCAAUGGAAAUGUUGGAGAUUAAAGUGGAGAGAAUAUUUUUCUUUUAUUUUAUAUAAUGUUCAUAUACACUGUAUUGCCAAAAGUUUUUAGCCCGACCCCUGAAAAACAUCCCCACAUCAUAAUUCCCCCUCCACCAAACUUUACACUUGGCACAAUGCGGUCAGUCAAGUACCGUUCUCCUGACAACCACCAGACUCAGACUUGUCCAGAGUCCAGUGGGGGCGUGCUUUACACCACUGCAUCCGACGCUUUGCAUUGCACUUGGUGAUGUAAGGCUCGGGUUCAGCUGCUCAGCCAUGAAAACCCAUUCCAUGAAGCUCACACUGUUCUCGAGCUAAUCCAAAGGCCACAUGAAGUUUGGAGGUCUGUAGCUAUUGACUCUGCAGAAAGUUGACGACUUCUGUGCACCUCAGCAUGCGCUGACCCUACUCUGUGAUUUUACGUGGCCUAGCACUUCGUCUCUGAUCGAGUUGCUGUUGUUCCCAGUUGCUUCCACUUUGUUAUAAUACCACUAACAGUUGACCGUGGAAUAUU